Messenger RNA from Dermacentor silvarum, 720 nucleotides. Its product is annotated as N-acetylated-alpha-linked acidic dipeptidase 2-like. Bases 1 to 708 code for a protein of 235 amino acids. The record is from RefSeq and is a predicted model, not a curated record. The transcript has 5 exons. NCBI's taxonomy places the organism in Eukaryota, Metazoa, Arthropoda, Arachnida, Ixodida, Ixodidae. Gene Ontology annotation, molecular function: carboxypeptidase activity.
AUGGUGACUGGUCCUAUGCUUGGGCGAAGGCCACCUGGAUACCGUCAGCCUGACAGUGCACAGCGAAUCCGCCAGUCUCGACCGUCGGGCUGGUUCCCGGCCUAUCACACAGCGUACGACAAUCGCGAGCUUUUCGAACGCGCGGUGGACUCGAGGUUCGAGUUGACGCUGCGUUGCAGCCAGAUGAAUGCGGCGCUUACGCUGCGGCUUGCCGAGGAAGCCGUGCUGCCGUACAACGUGUCCGAAAUGGCAAACGAGCUGCGAGCGGCUGUCGACGGGGUGGAGCGAAGUAUCGUCCAUGAGUUGAGCAAGCACAACAUCUCGCUCGACUGGCUGAUCAGCGAAACGAAGAAAUUUCAGCAACGGGCCCAGAAUUUUUGGUCAUGGCUGGACAAACGCAAGCAGCUCGACAAACCCACCUUGCGCAUGGUCAACGAGAGACUCGUGCUCAUUGAACGCGCGUUCAUAAAGCGGGAGGGACUGCUGGGAAAGCCGAACGUCAGGAACAUGGCUUUCGGCGCGGAUCCGGAAGACGCGUUUGCCGGAAAGGCGUUCGCCUUCCUUCACGAGCAUGCGUACCGCGCCCGAAGACAGCGAGACCCGAGUCGUGCCAUAAGGGCCUGGAAGCAGGCCCACGUUGAUCUGUCACACCUCGUGCUCGCAGUGCGCAUGUGCAACCAGCUACUGGACCUGGACAAGCCCAUCUAAGCGCUGUUUCCG